GUAGUCCUCCUUCCCAGGCGGUCCUUCACGGCGUCCCCGGGGCCGACUCCCGAGCGCAGGCGGGCGGCCUGGCUGGCUGCGCGGCGCGGGCCGGCGGGAAGCUUAUUCUGGGCACGGGGCUCCAGGUCAGGCUGCUGCGCCGGGCGAAACUAGUGGUAAGCCGCUAAGGCCUCGUGCGGCGCCUCCCGUCGAGGGGCGAGCGGACGGCGGUGGACGACCGGGCCGUCGAAGGGCUCAGGAGGCGGGUGGGCCGGGCCGCGCGGCGCAGCCAUGCCUGGCUUUACGUGCUGCGUGCCGGGCUGCUACAACAACUCGCAUCGGGACAAGGCGCUGCACUUCUACACGUUUCCCAAGGACGCUGAGUUGCGGCGCCUCUGGCUGAAGAAUGUGUCUCGCGCUGGCGUCAGUGGAUGCUUCUCCACCUUCCAGCCCACCACGGGUCACCGUCUCUGCAGCGUACACUUCCAGGGCGGCCGCAAGACCUACGCGGUGCGCGUCCCUACCAUCUUUCCGCUGCGCGGCGUUAAUGAGCGUAAGGUAGCGCGCAGACCCGCUGGGGCCGCAGCCGCCCGCCGCAGGCAGCGGCAGCAGCGACAACAGCAGCAGCAACAACAGCAGCAGCCGCCGCCGCCGCCUCCGCCUCAGUCAGCCUCCACUGCCCAGACCGCCCAGCUCGCCCAGCUGCAGCCGAAUCUGGUGUCUGCGUCUGCGGCUGUGCUCCUCACGCUUCAGGCCGCUGUAGACAGCAGCCAGGCUCCUGGAUCCGUACCGCCGGCGCCUACUACUCCCACCGGAGAAGAUGUGAAGCCCAUCGAUCUGACGGUGCAAGUGGAAUUCGCGGCCGCAGAGGGUGCAGCCGCCGCAGCCGCCGCGUCGGAGCUAGAGGCUGCCACCGCAGGGCUGGAGGCCGCCGAGUGCCCUAUGGGCCCCCAGUUGGUGGUAGUCGGGGAAGAGGGCUUCCCUGAUAGUGGUUCCGACCACUCGUACUCGUUGUCGUCAGGCACCACGGAGGAGGAGCUCCUGCGCAAGCUGAACGAGCAGCGGGACAUCCUGGCACUGAUGGAGGUGAAAAUGAAGGAGAUGAAGGGCAGCAUCCGCCACCUGCGUCUCACCGAGGCCAAGCUGCGGGAAGAGCUCCGCGAGAAAGAUCGACUGCUGGCCAUGGCCGUCAUCCGUAAGAAGCACGGAAUGUGAACAGGUUCUCCUGUGGCCUGUGGGAAUCGCCGGCCCCUGCCAAUCUAGGAAGCCUGCAGGCCGCUUUUGCUAACUACCCUAUUCUCCUGGAACACUGGUUGACUGUACUGAGGCUUUAGGGCAGCUGGACUGUUGCUGGUUAUCUGGCACCCUCAUUUACUCCUGAUGUCUGGAACCUCGGACUCUGCACUGGUGACACCAGCAGUUAUGACUUUGUCUGCUCCCUCACCUCAUCCCCAGUGUAUCUUGCAGGUUCUGGUUAAGCAGAGGCUUAGGAACCGCUGAACUUGAAACUUAUCCUCCAGGGCUGCAGGUGGGAUGCCCAAGGACUGUGGGUUUGGGAAGACAACACCUUGACAUUGGCCAGCAAUCACUGUGGACAUUCUUCUGUGUGUAGUGAUAAGGGAGCCAAGUGACAUCAGUUCUCCUUUUCAUGCUUUUCUCCCCCAGGUGCAGCCUGUGAUUCUGAUGGGGACUGGCAGAUCUGUGCCUCUGCCUCCUAGGACCUCCCUCCCCAGGAGGUCACCUACAAAGGGAUUGAGGUGACAUGCUGAUGGAAAUCCAGCUUGCCAGGGACUUAGGUUUAUCUUGUUAUGUUUGCUACUGGUUACAAAUUCUAUUUUCUGUACAAUUAGUUAGACUAAAGUUUUCACUGUGUUUGUUUGGCAAAUGAAUUAAACAGAAAGUAAGGUUUUUA
Molecule: messenger RNA, 1891 nt
Organism: Artibeus jamaicensis (Jamaican fruit-eating bat)
Lineage: Eukaryota; Metazoa; Chordata; Mammalia; Chiroptera; Phyllostomidae
Gene: THAP11
Product: THAP domain containing 11
Exons: 1
Coding region: 271-1194 (307 amino acids)
Biological process (GO): regulation of transcription by RNA polymerase II
Cellular component (GO): nucleoplasm
Molecular function (GO): RNA polymerase II cis-regulatory region sequence-specific DNA binding
Source: RefSeq, a predicted model, not a curated record